AUGGAUGAGAACGACGUUAAUAUGCCGCUGCUGAGUCCUAGUUCCCAAAGUGAUGAGGAAAGAGGAGAAAGAAAAAGUGAAGAAAAUAUGUGCAAAAGAUACAUAUUGACUCUGGGAAAGCAAUUUUCAAAACACAGGAAGAUCAUAAUAAUAAUAUCAUGCGUAUUUACCUUCGUCGGCGCAUUUCUUGCAAUAUUCUUCGUAUCAUUCCUGAACUACCACUGCCUAAACCUAGAAACCCACGAUGUGGAUUUGACUGCUUCGUUAAAAUUUUACGACGGCGGAUCGAACCUUACAUUACUCAACUUUCCAGAGCAAUACAACGAUGAACAAAAUUGCAGUAUUGGAACACUUAUCGGCAUUCACGGAUACGGAGAUGCUUACAAUACAGAUUGGCUUGCCUACACAGCCGUGACGUUUUUUAAUGAGACGGAAAACGAGGGAUGGUGUUUUUUCUCCAUGGACUGGGAUGAAAUCGCGCAGUACAACUACAUAGCCUCCGCGAAGAAAGUACGAUCUCUUGGCUUCUGGCUUUCUGAAACCAUCCAAAAGCAUAACCAAAUAUUUGAUCCAUCCUCUAUCCAAAUUAUCGGUCAUUCAUUGGGCGCGCAUAUAGCCGGUUUUACCGGGAAAGAAUUCUUCGCCGCUACUGGAAUCAAGAUCUCAAAAAUAUCGGGCUUGGACCCAGCUGGACCGCUUUUCCAAACGUGUGACGACCAUCAUCGAUUGUCAACUCAGGAUGCUGAUCAUGUACUCACCGUCAUCACCAAUUCUGGCUACUUGUUUCAUAAUGGAUUGGUACAGUCCUUGCAAGUAGGUAAAUCAAAUCUGAUCGUUAAUGGCGGAGUAAGACAACCAGGAUGCGGCUACUUCGAAAACGCAUGUUCCCACAAUAGAGCUCCUUGGGCUUGGCUCUUGAAUGCUCAGUUCGGCUGCGUUCUGGAGCAAGAUGAUGGACCGCUGGUUGAUGGAAAGUUCUUUGGACCCAACAAGCUGAAAAUUUUGCUUGGAGAUUUUACUCUCCAGACAAGAGAAGAAGAUAGUUUAAUUUACUGUGACCUAUAUGAAGAUUAUUUUCCACCUUGA
Messenger RNA from Oikopleura dioica, 1086 nucleotides. The record is from the annotation of a GenBank genome assembly. Lineage: Eukaryota; Metazoa; Chordata; Appendicularia; Copelata; Oikopleuridae.